Arvicanthis niloticus (Nile rat) is the source of this 795-nucleotide messenger RNA. RefSeq names its product proline-rich protein 23A3-like. The record is from RefSeq and is a predicted model, not a curated record. NCBI's taxonomy places the organism in Eukaryota, Metazoa, Chordata, Mammalia, Rodentia, Muridae.
AUGAUGCGCGUAAGGCCCCGCAGCCCCAGCGCCGACCCCGCGCCCUCCUGGUCACCGCAGCCACCACCAGCACCCAGCCCUGCCAAGCGCCGCCGCCUCCACCAGGAGCCCGCGCGCCCCGAGCCCCUGGCUCAGCCCGAGCUGGAAGCGCCCGGCGAGCCCGCCAGCAGCGCGCUCACCUCCGUGGUGUUCCUGGCCCCGGGCAGCGCCCUGCAGCUGCCCCUGGACGGCGUCGACCUGCUGCUCGAGCCAGAGCCCUCCUCGGUCCUGCAAGUGUCGCUCCAAGGACACACUAUUCUCCUGGUUCCCGAGGGACUCCUGGCAGGACCCCAGCCCGGACAGCCUGAAUUCGUGGCCUCCAGCCCGCAGGGAGCCGGUACCCCGGACAUGCCCCAGGAUCACCUCGAUGGCCUGCAGCAAGAAACCUUCUGUGAGUACUUCUACCAAGAGGAUGUCUGUGAUGAAGAUGCAGACUUGGACUUCCUGGCGCCCUGGGAUAGGCCUCCAGAGGGUCAGGCCUCUGAGAGCCUUUCCUCCAUCACAGGGGUGCCCAGCCCUAGGUCUCAGGACCGUGUCCUAGAGCCAUAUCUUCUGGUGCCUUCCACUGGAGCAGAGCGAUAUUCUCCGAGGUCCAUUUAUGAACUGGACAGCAACCUGCUGGGACCCUUCCCUGGCUCACCACUGCAGCCUCUGCCUCCAUCUCCUCCGCGGAGUCCCCAAGAGGAGCAUCCGCCACGCCCUCCAUGCUCUCCAAGGGCCCCUUGCAAGGCCCGGAAGCGACUGUUCUGUGAAUGA